UACCCACUAUGGGAAUAACAUGGCAAUUCCUACUCGAACAGCACGUCGUUGGAGAGCAAGAAGAAUAAUUGAGAGCACAGAAUUAGUUGUGGAGCAUGAUGAACGGAGGAAUGAGCCUGUUGUCAGGGAUCCUUCGAAACUGAUGGAUGCUGCUCAUGAAGAUUCACCUGAGCAAUCUUCAGAUGGAGAGAUGUCCGAAGGAGAAGGCUCAAUGGCUUAUGGUAACUCAAGUAACGACGAUAGUGAAGAAGAUCCAGUUGUUCGAGAUGAAGGAAUGAUUGAUUCUGAAGCGAACAGAAUUCAUCAUGUCUUACCUCUCUCUUUGACGGGAUAUUCUACUGAAGAAUUAAUAACUAUUCUUCUAGCCCUGGCAACGAAAUUGCGACGUGGUUUUUCUUACUCAGCUACAGAAGACAUUUUGUUAUUGGCACAAGUGUUGACUGAUGCAAGAGUCACUCACAGAUCCAAGUAUGACUGGCAAAAGAUUUCAAAUAGUCUCUGCGAUUGUAUGUCGAUCCAUCACUUUUGUGAUAAAUCUCACGUUUAUGUAGGGAGCGAAGUUGGUGAUUCAGUUGUCGAAAAUAAUUUAUUGGCAUGCUCUAUGUGUGAUCAAGUCGUCGAUAUGAGCAACAAUUAG
Molecule: messenger RNA, 637 nt
Organism: Fopius arisanus
Lineage: Eukaryota; Metazoa; Arthropoda; Insecta; Hymenoptera; Braconidae
Source: RefSeq, a predicted model, not a curated record